Messenger RNA from Dothidotthia symphoricarpi CBS 119687, 1473 nucleotides. RefSeq names its product acetyl-hydrolase. Gene Ontology annotation, molecular function: hydrolase activity. Bases 1 to 1473 code for a protein of 490 amino acids. The transcript has a single exon. The record is from RefSeq and is a predicted model, not a curated record. Lineage: Eukaryota; Fungi; Ascomycota; Dothideomycetes; Pleosporales; Dothidotthiaceae.
AUGGAGUCCUCCCCCUCGGCCAUCCUCAAACUCCUCGUCCCAAAAGCGCCCUUCAUCCUCAAAACCGCACUAUGGAGCAUGUUCUCCCUCUCCGACACGUCCUCGAAAUGGGAUCUACGGACCGAACUCACAGUCAAGAUCCUGCGCGACAUGCUCAGCCCAACCUCGCCCACGCACUCCAUCUCCGCGACCCAGAAGCUCACCACGCGCGACCCCGGCGUCAAGGGGAAAGUCUGGGUCAGCCGCGUGAAGCUGGCGGCUGCCGAGGACGACGCGCGGCAGCUUGUCUUCGCGGCGAUCGAGGAGAUGGGCACGGGGGAGGAGCAGUGGACGAAGCCUGCCACCGCGCCGUUGGAGGGGGAGUGGAAUGGGUACCGGGCUUCUGCGCGCGACGAUGCAGGUGAGCCCGAGGGUAUGAGCGAGCAGACGAAGUACGACCACAUGGUGCAGGAGACGAGCAGCAAAGUCACGGUUCUGUACUUCCACGGCGGCGCAAUGUACCUCCUCGACCCGGCGACGUACCGCACCGGCUGCGCCAGACUCGCAAAGGAAACAGGCGGUCGUGUCUUCAGCACGCGCUACCGCCUCUCGCCGCAGAACCCCUUCCCCGCCGCCCUGCUCGACUGCUUCACCGCCUACCUCUCGCUCCUGCACCCGCCCCCCGACGCCCCACACGCCCCCAUCCCCGCGGCCGAAAUCGUCUUCGCCGGCGACUCCGCAGGCGGCAUGUGCUGCACGGCACUCCUCCAACUCCUCCUGCAUCUCCACCGGCGCAGCCCCGCCGGCGAAAUCCCAACAGUAACCUUCCACAACCGCACCGUCCCCAUCCCGCUCCCCGCCGGCCUGGCCCUCGCCUCCCCCUGGCUGGACGUAACCCGCAGCCUGCCCAGCAUCGAGAACCUCACGCAAUACGACUACCUCCCCCCGCCAUCCCGCGCGCAACACACCGUCUACCCGCCCUGCGACGCGUGGCCCGCCGUCCCCGAGCGCGCAGAUCUGUACUGUGAAGGCAGCGCGCUGUGCCAUCCUCUUGUUUCGCCGCUCGCGGCCUUGGACUGGACUGGCGCACCGCCUGUGUUUUUCAGCGUGGGGGAGGAGAUGCUGCGCGAUGAGGGGGCUGUGUUGGCGCAGCGGAUGGCGCGCCAGGGUGUGAGGGUUGUGUGGCGCGAGUUCGAGGCGAUGCCGCAUGUGUUUGCUAUGAUGCUUGAGCAUCUUGCGGGCAGCGCGGUGCAUCAUGAGGAGACGGGGAGGUUUUGUCGCGAUGUGGUCGCCGGAGGGAAGGGCGUGCAGAGUAGUGGGGAGGUUAUAGCGGCUAAGACGCUGGAGAGACGGAGCGUGGAUGUUGGGACGGGGUUGACGCGGAUUGGGGAUGAGGAGGCGGCGGCGUUUAUGCAGAAGGGGAGGGAGAGGAUUGAGGCGCGGAUGAGGAGGGGGGAGGGGAGUGCGAGUGCGGAGGGGAGGCCGUUGAUUUAG